This is a messenger RNA of Ostrinia furnacalis (Asian corn borer), 1779 nucleotides long. Its product is annotated as SET domain-containing protein SmydA-8-like. Bases 84 to 1541 code for a protein of 485 amino acids. Gene Ontology annotation, molecular function: protein binding. Lineage: Eukaryota; Metazoa; Arthropoda; Insecta; Lepidoptera; Crambidae. The record is from RefSeq and is a predicted model, not a curated record. The transcript has 3 exons.
AUCGAUGGGCGGCGUCAGUCAGCCGCGCGGUGCUGCUGAAACCAUGUCACUCCGCGCAGUAGCUCCCUCUCGGCAGCCGCAACAUGGCCCACCCGCUCCCCACACAAAACCUCCAAGAUAAACCCGCAUCUUGCUGGCAAAUCAAGAAGUCCAACAUAAGUGGAAGAGGAAUAUUUGCCACCCAACCCAUCCAGCGAGGCACCCUCAUCUUCCGCAACAGACCACUCAUGGUGGGACCCCGAGGAGACCACGCCCGAAAAAAAUUCUGCUCCAUUUGCUACGUCAUAAAGGACACUUGCUACUCAUGUGAAAAAUGUGGAAUCUUUGUCUGUUCUGCCACAUGCGAAACCUCCCAGCAGCAUACCAAAGAGUGUGACUUUGUCGUGCAAAAUUGGAAAAUAAAACCAGGAUGUGAAAAACAACCAACCGAUUUAACCAGAGCACUCGUAUUUAUAAGAUCACUAUUGUUGGACCACGAGGAAAUACACUUGUUAUCUUCAUUCCAAAAAAAUCAAGCAGUAGGACCCGUGGACGAGGUGGACGCAUUGUGUGCUAAUUACGACAUACCGGAAGAACAAAUAAAAUUAAUGAAAUCAGUCGAUUCAAUUACAAAAUUAAACGCGUUCAGAAUAGCACAUGGCGAGGUUGAAUCCAAAGUACCACUUCGUGGUUUGUAUUAUUUAUCAGGUUUACUGAAUCACAGCUGUAUACCUAACACAAGAAAUGCAUUUGACAAGAAUAACAAUAUGGCUGUUUACGCAACAAGGGACAUUGAAAUCGGAGAGGAGAUCUUGACGUGUUACACUGGUCUGCUGUGGUGUACGCCCGCGAGGCGCUGUCAGUUACAAAAAACUAAAAAAUUCUGGUGCAAAUGUGAAAGAUGUUCCGAUCCAACCGAAAUGGGUACAAGGCUGUCGGCAUUGAAGUGUUUGAAUAAAGAAUGUGUCGGAGUUUUACUGCCGACCAGCCCUUUGGACCCUGCAUCUGAUUGGCGGUGUGACAACUGCAGCGCCGCGGUCGCUGCGGCGCAAGUGAGCGUAGUGCAAAGUGUGCUCGGCAGCCUGGUGGGCACCCUGGACCUCGACGAUCAGUUCCGACUGGAGACGCUGGUGCUGGAGAGAUUGUCUCAUUUCAUACCCUACUCCAAUCACAUAUUUGUGGACUUGAGACUGAGAUUAGGAUUGAAGCUCGGUUUCACUGAAAAGCUGAAAUUACAGGAGCUAACGGAGUCCCGGUUGGCCCUGAAAGAGAGCCUAUGCCGCGGCACGCUGCGCACGGCGGCGGCGCUGGGCGUGGGCGACGCGCACCUGCGCGGCCUGCUGCUCUACCACCUGCACGCCGCGCUAGCCGAGCGCGCCCGGCGCUCGCCCGAGCUGUAUGAGGAACUGAAAGCUGAAAUCGAGAGUACUAUAGAGCAAGCCUUCCAUAUACUCCAAGGCGACAUAUCUGCCCCACCAGACCUCGAACUGAGACACCGAUACCUCGGCCCAGGCUGUGACAAACCUCACGAAGAGAGAUUCUUCAUCCUCGCUGACGUUUGAUACAUGUUUACCCGCAAUUUUAUAUGAUUCUUUAAAUUAUUUUAAUAANUUUUAAAUUAUUGUAAUAAAAUAUGUAUUUACUACUACUUACGUAAGCAACGGACUCUAUGUAUAUUUACCAGAUUCAGAAAUAAUCAUAUUAUUUUAUUGAAAGUGUAAAUUUAUUUUACUGUUGAAUAAUAAUAAAAUUUGACAAGUGUGCCAAAAGCAUGUAUUAUUAAUUAUUAUGUAAGUAAUA